AUGAAAGCCUUCUGCGCCAUUCUUAUCGCCCUCUUUGCCCUCCUUAACCUCUGCCUCGCAGAACAGCGCCCAGACCGCUUCCCCGAUCAGAAGCAGGUCGACAAAGACAACUACGAGGCCGUAACCCUAGCCGCAGCCCAAAAGGGUGUCCAGCUCGAGCACGGCAAACGCUACGCCUUCCGCGAGAAAUGGGCCCCCGUCUACGGCGAAUACAUGUGUCUGCCGGACUACUCGCACGUGCGGCUCAUCGUUGGCCAGUUCUUCAACUCUCCUACGCGCUCCGGGCGCCAGGGUUUCGACGCCAAAGCCUUCGAGAUGAUCAGCGACGAGGCAGAAACGAGGCUCGGGCAGACACCCGUGGGUGGAAAGGUACAGUCUCAGGUGGACGGGCGCUGGUGGGCGAACCACUAUUUCAACUACAAAAAGGGGGAAUGGGUGCACACGAGCAAGGACAAUAAGUAUGAGUACCUCGGGGAAACGUCGUCGACGGAUGCGUAUAUCGAGAACAAAGGUAUAUCAAUGCACAGUCUCUUAUUUGGCUUUCUGUAUGGUGUCUGA
Aspergillus pseudoviridinutans is the source of this 558-nucleotide messenger RNA. RefSeq lists its product as uncharacterized. The record is from RefSeq and is a predicted model, not a curated record. The coding region runs from base 1 to 558 and encodes 185 amino acids. The transcript has a single exon. NCBI's taxonomy places the organism in Eukaryota, Fungi, Ascomycota, Eurotiomycetes, Eurotiales, Aspergillaceae.